This is a messenger RNA of Ictalurus punctatus (channel catfish), 4228 nucleotides long. Its product is annotated as A disintegrin and metalloproteinase with thrombospondin motifs 8. Gene Ontology annotation, molecular function: metalloendopeptidase activity; zinc ion binding. The transcript is spliced from 9 exons. NCBI's taxonomy places the organism in Eukaryota, Metazoa, Chordata, Actinopteri, Siluriformes, Ictaluridae. Gene Ontology annotation, biological process: proteolysis; extracellular matrix organization. The record is from RefSeq and is a predicted model, not a curated record. The coding region runs from base 321 to 3137 and encodes 938 amino acids.
UUCUGUUUUUUUUUCUCAGCAGAGUUCGACAGUAUAAAGAGCGUCUCUGUGGUGGACACAGAUGUACUAAAGCGCGGAGCUGAGAGAGAGAGAGAGAGAGAGAGAGAGAGAGAGAGAGAGUGUCCUGUGGACUAUGCCACUAGAAAUAUACAGUACCGUAGAUCUUCGCUGAUGAAAGCACAAGCGGGAUAAUUAGACCAAGGCUGUGCGCAAAUCCUCAACGCGGGACAGCGGCGAGUCGCAGCGGGUAUAACGCGCCGGACAAAACGCGGCAUCACGCUCAGCAUAAAGUGCGUCUAAAUCUCUGCCUAUCGGAUAAAAUGUGCCCGUGGUAUUAUAUUGUACUUUUAGCUGCGUGUGUAUUCAGUGGGAGAGUUUCGGAGGGGUUUGAAGCAGAAGAGAUCGUGCCUAUCCGUUUAACGGGACGCACCGGGAGACGCGUAACGAAGAGAAGCGAAGAUCAUCCGAGUUUUAUACUCAGGGCUUUCGGGCGCAAUUUCACACUGAAUCUACAACCGGACACCAGCUUCAUAUCCCCGUUACUGAAAGCGUAUCAUAUCCGAGCGAAGGAUUUAUCCGCAGCACAGAGACAGGUGUCAGUCUUCGACCUAACAGAUGUGAACAUGGGUGAAACCGCAACAGCUGGAUCACAACUGCGAGGCUGCUUCUUUACAGGAACUGUUGACUUUAAUGAUGAGUCAGUGGUGUCAGUCAGUCUCUGUCACGGCAUUGUGGGAUCGUUCUUUUCGGACGGAGACGAGUACCAGAUCAAGCCCAAGCGCUUUGGCACGGGAACGAACGAGAGCGCAACUGACCAGCCGCAUGUCAUCACAAGACAGCAACUGACCAAAAGACUUCGAGACGCAAGUCAGUGGCUUGCUGGGACACAUGGGGAAAGUUCCCGGAGGUCAGGUAAACACAGCAGGGAUAGCUCAGGGUCUUCCAGACGCAGGCGCUUUGUCUCCGUGCCGAGAUUUAUCGAGACUCUGGUGGUGGCGGACGCUUCAGUGUCGAGUUUCUACGGAGAAGACACCAAGCACUAUGUCUUGACCUUGGUGUCCGUGGCUGCUCAGAUUUACAAGCAUCCCAGCAUUAAAAACUCACUGAACAUGGUGGUAGUGAAGUUGCUGAUAGUGGAAGAUGAGGAGGUUGGACCAUCUGUCUCCAGUAAUGGAGGCUUGGCACUUCGUAAUUUCUGUUCUUGGCAGCAGCAAUUCAACCCAUCCAGCCAGAGGCAUCCUGAGCAUUACGACACUGCCCUGCUAUUCACUAGAGAGGACAUUUGUGGCCAUCAGAGCUGUGACACACUUGGCAUUGCUGAUGUGGGGACCAUGUGUGACCCUAAAAGGAGUUGUUCAGUUAUUGAAGACAACGGACUACAGGCGGCGUUCACAAUAGCUCAUGAAUUAGGCCAUGUGAUGAGUAUGCCUCAUGAUGACUCGAAGAACUGUGAGAGGUAUUUUGGAAAUCUGCCCACGCAUCAUGUUAUGGCUCCAGUAUAUACAAGCUUUAUAAAGAAGUCCCCCUGGUCCCCCUGCAGUGCAUUCUACAUCACAGAGUUCUUUGACAAUGGCCACGGAGACUGCUUACUGGAUGCCCCUGAGAAGAUUUUGCCCUUGCCCACUGAGUUGCCUGGUGUGAUUUAUAGCCUGGACCACCAAUGCCAGCAGACCUUUGGAGAGAAUUUCUCACACUGUCAGAAUGUUUCUGCUGGUGAGGUGUGCAGCCAGCUGUGGUGCCAGGAGGAAGGCCAGUCUGUGUGUACCACCAGAAAUGGGAGUUUACCCUGGGCAGAUGGCACAGAUUGUGCCCCCAACAGGAAGUGCCUGGAUGGUGUUUGUAUUUCUUCUGAGGAGGUAAUGGAACCAGGUAACAAGGAGGUGGUGGAUGGUGGAUGGGGAGAAUGGGGUGUGUGGAAGCCUUGCUCUCGCUCCUGUGGUGGAGGAGUAAUGUUCUCGUACAGAGAGUGUGACCAGCCAGUUCCUCAGAACCGAGGAAAAUACUGCGAGGGACAGAGAGUUCAGUAUCGCUCCUGCAAUACACAGGCCUGUGAAACCAGUCAUGGGAAAAGCUUCCGUGAAGAACAGUGUGAGAAGUAUAACAAUCCCAAUCAUUUUGAUAUUCGUGGAAAUGUCAAGCAGUGGAUACCAAAAUAUGCUGGUGUAUCACCACGGGACAGAUGUAAACUCUUUUGUAGAGCAAGAGGCAGCAGUGAAUUCAGAGUGUUUGAAGCCAAGGUCAUUGAUGGAACAGCAUGCAGUCCAGAUUCUACGUCAAUCUGUGUCCAAGGCCAGUGCAUUAAAGCUGGCUGUGACCUCCAGAUUGGCUCCAAUAAGAAGCUUGACAAGUGUGGUGUGUGUGGUGGGAAUGGUCUUAGCUGCAGGAAGAUAUCAGGUUCAUAUAAUGAAGUCAUCCAGGGGUACAGUGAUAUUGUAACAAUCCCAAUAGGGGCCACCAACAUUGACAUCAAGCAGCGGAGCCUCAAGGGCAAAAAACAUGAUGGGAACUACCUAGCUAUCAAAAGAGAAAAUGGUGAGUAUAUACUGAAUGGCAACUUCUCUGUGUCCACUGUCGAACAGGACAUUCCAGCUAAUGGGGCUGUGCUCAAGUACAGUGGCUCAGCGACCAUCUUAGAACGAAUUCAAAGCUUUCGCCAACUCAAGGAAGCCAUCACCAUCCAACUCCUGUCCACCACUGGAGAGACAGCCCCAGCAAAGAUCAAAUAUACAUUCUUUAUCCCUAAAGGCAUCCCUUUCAGUAAAACAAAAGAAGGAAAGACAUCUGUUCAUCCUUUUGGUGUUCCACAGUGGGUAGUGGGAGAGUGGUCAGAGUGUUCCAAAAGCUGUGGAUCAGGAUGGUCUCGGAGAACAGUGGAAUGCCAGGAUAAUGCUGGCAUUUACUAUAACCACUGUGACCAAGACCUCAGACCUGCAGACAUCAGGCCAUGUGCAGAUCUUCCAUGUCCCAUGUGGCAAAUAGGCCCAUGGUCUUCGUGUUCCCGAACAUGCGGUCAUGGGGAACGCCAACGCAAUGUGGACUGUGUUGAUUUCACUGGGAAGGUUGUUGACAAAGAGAAGUGUGAUUCUUCCAAGCAACCCAGGCCAGUAUUUGGAGAGUGUAUGUACCAGGAGUGUUAAACACACCUAAGCAGACUUUAACAUUAGACCUGUCCUGAAGGCCACAAGUCCAGCAUGGUUUGGUGAUUCCCCUCAUCAUUAAUUCAUUAAUUCGUCCCAUUAUUUUAAUGCCAAGUUUAGUAGGUUUGUAAAAGCUGGUAAAGCACCAAACUGUGCUGGACUCCUCCAGCCAUCUGGGAUCUAGUAUUUGACAGAAAAAUUACAACUAUUACUAACCUCCUUGACAGGGCUUUGAAGCAAAGCAGUAGAAGCUUAGUUUUAGGAUGAAGAACUAAAUCAGUCCAAACAACAUGCCUUUGGCCUGUUUGAAUGAAGUGCUGUUUCCAACAUAUAUUUAAAACCACUAUUUCUUUAUUUCCAGUAGAGAUCUACCUCAAGUGGAUAUAAUAUUUUAAUCAGCAUCCUCUGGUUGUUUUCACAUACAGUGAUUCUCUAAAUCAAUACAGACUGAAUAAAUCAGUAUCCGGGCAUUUCAAUCUUGGGAUACAUAUUCAGUAACUUAUUUUUUUGGUAGGUCUGAUUGUUAUUUAUGUCAUAUAACAGUAAUAGCUCACCUACAACUAGUCAAAUUAAUGACAGUUGAAUACAUUUCUUAUUUUACUGUUGCAAAGUCAUUAUGGUAUUCACUUUACAGGUUUUGUCCAAAGCUAGUAGAAUUGUUUUAAUUUGUUCUGAGAAUUAGUGAAAUGAUGUAGAGUACUUUAAUGUGACAGAGUCAGUAUGGCUUUCCCACUUUUUCCUCUAGUAAUUUAAGCUAAGAAAUAGUUUAGUCAUGUUUGUGACAUGCAUUUACCGUACAUCUAUAUUACCCGAGGUGAUACGAGCAUGAUUUACUAAUUUUUUAAAAUUGUUCAGAGCCUUCAACCAUUUCUGCAUUGUCUCAUUAUGUAAACUUUAUAUGAGCAUUCCAGUUGUGUAUAUUACAUGUAUCAAACAUAUCGAAAAACAGUAAUGUGUAUUAUCCCUUCAGUGAAGGUCCAUGCUAUUUUAUUAUUUCAUAACAUCUUCAUAGAGUUAUUUAUUAUUAUUAUUAUAUUUAAAGUUUCUAUAUUUUAAAUGGACAUAAAAUAAAAAGAAAAUUUCUUGCGGUG